UGCGUAUGUAUGUGUGUAUCUUUAAAACGACUUACAAAAACUCACAACAACAAAAAUCCAUCUCUGCUAAAACCGCCGGAGUUUCGUCGUUUCUCGUCAACUGACGUCAUCUUUCCGAUCACACCAACAACCCUAGCUAGCUCAUUCACUUUGUGGUGUGCAGCAGCAGUAUGGGGAAUGUAUCAACAAUUUUGAGGAGAAGAAGGAGAAAAGCAAAAGACGAGUUUGUAUUGAGGAGUUCAGGCAGUCUCAGCAUUCAUGGCUCUAACAAUUUGGCUUCUGUUUUCUCCAGGAGAGGCCAGAAGGGCCCCAACCAAGACCGCUGCAUUGUUUGGGAGGAAUUCGGAGGGGAAGAAGACAUGAUGUUUUGCGGGAUAUUUGAUGGGCAUGGUCCAUGGGGCCAUUUCGUGGCCAAGAAAGUGAGAGACUCGAUGCCUUGCGCUCUCCUCCGCAAUUGGCAACACGCGCUUCUCGAAGCUUCGGAUAAGAAGCAGAAGCUUCAUCACAUAUGGAACCACUCCUAUCUCAACACCUGUGCUGCCAUAGAUCAGGAGCUUCGCCACCAUCGCACCGUUGAUUCAUUCUACAGUGGAACCACUGCCUUGACCAUCGUUAGGCAGGGUGAUGCUAUAUUCAUAGCUAAUGUUGGAGACUGCCGCGCUGUGUUGGGCACCUCGUCUCAGAGCGGCAACUUGGUGGCGGAGCAGCUCACAAUCGACAUGAAGCCCAAUCUGCCUCAGGAGGCUGCGAGGAUCAGUGAGUGCAACGGGCGCGUGUACAGCCUGCAGGACGAGGCCGGGGUGCCCAGGCUGUGGCUGCCCGACGAGGAGUCCCCGGGGCUGGCCAUGUCGAGGGCCUUCGGGGACUACUGCGCCAAGGAUUUCGGGCUGACUUCUGUGCCUCACCUCACUCACAGGGACAUCACCAGUAAUGACCACUUUGUUGUCAUAGCAACGGAUGGGGUUUGGGAUGUUAUAUCGAAUGAAGAAGCAGUGGAGAUAGUAGCAGCAGCUGAUGAGAGGGAGAAAUGUGGGAAGCGGUUGGUGGAGUGCGCUGCUCGAGCGUGGAAGAGGAAGAGGAAGGGGAUUGCCAUGGAUGAUAUCUCUGCCAUUGUCAUUUUCUUCCAUUCUCACACUUUCUCUACCUAGCUUCCCUUUAAUUAUGCUACUCACUAUCACUCUCACUCUGUAUUAACGAAUAAAUUCACAUAUUCAUUAAGUUGUUUGGAGGGAUUGUAUUAGGUUUAA
Molecule: messenger RNA, 1247 nt
Organism: Salvia miltiorrhiza (redroot sage)
Lineage: Eukaryota; Viridiplantae; Streptophyta; Magnoliopsida; Lamiales; Lamiaceae
Product: probable protein phosphatase 2C 34
Exons: 6
Coding region: 171-1148 (325 amino acids)
Biological process (GO): protein dephosphorylation
Molecular function (GO): protein serine/threonine phosphatase activity
Source: RefSeq, a predicted model, not a curated record